GUUUAACUUUCAUACGCAGCGCAGUUCGAAAAUACAAAGAGUGGAAUACAUUGGAAUAGAUACGGAAGAAUUUUAAACGGAAGAAACGGCAACACAACUAAAAUUGACAAAAGAAGAAAGAAAAAGUGAACAAUCUCCAUGUGGAUUAAACGGAAAAUUAAUAAAUUGAACGUUCAAUUGAAUUGAUCGCCAAGCAUUGCAAACCUCUUGUCCUCCCUGCAGGUGGCCCGCGUUGCUGAAACCCUUUGCUCCCACGCACGCAACAAUUAAAUGAUUAUCGGCAAAACAAAACAAACAAAAAAACAAAAAUGAAGUAAAAACAAGAACAGCAACAAAAUUAUCAUAAAAAAUUAGUCAAAGAGAAACACAAGACCGUAAAAAGACGGUAGCAACGUGGGUUAGAGUUUUUCACGUGCAAACAUAAAAAAAAAGAUUUGAGAAAAAUUGCUAAGAAUUUUGAUCGGCCAAAUAAAUGAAUUUGCGAAAAUAUUUUUGCUGAGUGAAAACAAAACACAAAAAAAAAAACAAAUACAAAAGUGGAAAAAUAAUCCUCACAUGCUGGUAUAAACAAAAAAAAAAUGCAAUGUGUGGAAAAAAAUUGUUAAAUUAAAUGUUGAAUAUUGAAAUUGAGAUUUUUCACAAAAUUCAAGAAAUUACUCAGCAAAAUGAAUUGUAUGUGCGGAUGUAUGUAUGUGUGUAAUGGCAAAUUAAUAAACUGUCACUACCAUCUAUAAUAUCUUAAAAUCAUCAUUAAUAAACAAAAAAAAAAAAAAAAACAGCAACAACGGUAUUUUUAUAGGAAAAAAUAAAAUUCUAGAUGAAUAAAGUUUUCCACACCCCCCUCCACUUCUCAUCAACCAAAACCAAACUAUAAUUAAUCUAAAGCAAAUAAACAUAUGAUCGAGAGCAACAGUAACGGCAGCAUUCCAAUAUAAACAAAAUCGAAGAGAGAUUAAAGAGAGACAAUGUAAAACUCAAGCCUAGGUUCAAUAACAUUCUCUUUCAAAUGAAAAACAGCAGAGCUAGAAAAAACAAUUAAAAAACAAUACAAAUUGUGUAAAAAAUUUAAUUGAAAUUGCAAUAAUUUAAAAAAUAACAGAGAUGUAACGAUAAACUCCUUUGAGAGCAGUGAAAGAGAGUGGUGAAAUAGUAACAAAAAACAGUAAAAGAAAUAAAAAUAUAAACAAAAGUGAAAGCCAAAUGUUUAAAUUGCCGAAGAGUGUCUAAAGUGAAGUCAAGAUAAUCGCCUUCAAAUACUUGCUGGACGGACAGAUACCUUCUCGUCCGUUGUUGUUGCUGAUUUAAUUUCCAGUCAUUGUUGCCAUCAUCCGUAGCAUUAGAGCCGUUUAAGGCUUUACCGGGUGUGGUGUAAAACAUGACUAAAAAGUACGAGUUCGAUUGGAUAAUUCCGGUACCACCGGAACUAACAACUGGCUGUGUCUUCGAUCGCUGGUUCGAAAACGAAAAGGAUACCAAAGAUAAUGACUUCGAAAAGGAUGCCAUGUUUAAGGUCGACGAAUACGGCUUCUUUUUAUAUUGGAAAAGUGAUGGCAGAGAAGGCGAUGUCAUAGAAUUGUGUCAAGUCAGUGAUAUAAGAGCUGGUGGUGUACCGAAGGAUCCGAAAAUUCUCGAUAAAGUCACGAAGAAAUGCGGUGCGGAUUUAACGGCCCUGGAUAAGAAAUCAUUAACAAUAUGUUCCAAUACCGACUAUAUAAAUAUAACAUAUCAUCAUGUAGUGUGUCCGGAUGCGGAUACGGCAAAGCGUUGGCAAGACGGGUUACGGUUCAUUACCCACAAUAAUAAGGCCACUAAUGUCUGUCCAACGACUAAUUUAAUGAAACAUUGGAUGCGUCUAUCGUUUUCGGUGGAAAAGGGUGGGAAAAUUCCCAUAAAAGUUGUGGCCAAGACCUUUGCCUCAGGCAAAACCGAAAAAUUGGUAUAUCAGUGUAUCAAAGAUUGCGGUCUGCCCGAUGACAAGAGUGCCACCAUGACCCGCGAUGAGUUUACGUUCGACAAAUUCUAUGCCCUGUACCACAAAGUGUGUCCCCGUAACGACAUUGAGGAAUUGUUUACAACGAUAACCAAAGGCAAAUCGGAGGUCAUAAGCCUGGAACAGUUCAUCCAAUUCAUGAAUGAAAAGCAGCGUGAUCCACGCAUGAAUGAAAUUCUAUAUCCCCUCUACGAAGAGAAACGUUGUACAGAAAUCAUUAACGACUAUGAACUGAAUGAGGAUAGGAAAAAGGCUGGUGAAUUCUCUUUGGAUGGCUUUAAGCGUUACCUGAUGUCCGAUGAAAAUGCUCCCGUAUUUUUGGAUCGUCUGGACAUGUACCAGGACAUGGAACAGCCCCUGUCCCAUUACUACAUCAACAGCUCACACAACACCUAUUUGUCGGGCAGACAAAUCGGUGGUAAAUCUUCAGUGGAAAUGUAUCGGCAGACCCUGUUGGCCGGUUGUCGCUGUGUGGAGUUGGAUUGCUGGAAUGGCAAAGGUGAAGACGAAGAGCCCAUUGUUACUCACGGUCACGCCUACUGUACUGAAAUUCUGUAUAAGGACUGCAUACAAGCCAUUGCCGAUUGUGCAUUUGUGGCCUCCAGCUAUCCGGUCAUUUUGUCCUUCGAAAAUCACUGCAAUCGUGCCCAGCAAUAUAAAUUGGCCAAAUACUGUGAUGACUUCUUUGGCGACCUCUUGCUAAAGGAACCCCUACCCGAUCAUCCGCUGGAACCGGGUUUGCCACUCCCACCGCCUUGCAAGUUACAACGUAAGAUCAUGAUCAAGAACAAACGCAUGAAACCCGAAGUGGAAAAGGUCGAAUUGGAAUUGUGGCUCAAGGGUGAACUGAAGACAGACGAUGAUCCCGUCGAAGAUGCCACGGCUGCCAAGCCGCCUGAGGAGGCCCCACCACCACCACCGGAAGCACCCGCCGAACCUGGGCCAGAUGGCGCUCCCGCCGAUGGAGCUGCAGCCGAGGGCGGUGAACAACCGGCCGCCUACAGUGGCUCCACCACCAACGUCCACCCCUGGCUCUCCUCAAUGGUCAACUAUGCCCAGCCCAUUAAGUUCCAGGGCUUCGACAAAGCCAUUGAAAAGAACAUUGCCCACAACAUGUCCUCCUUUGCCGAAUCGGCCGGCAUGAAUUACCUGAAGCAGAAUGCCAUCGACUUUGUCAAUUACAACAAACGCCAAAUGUCCCGAAUUUAUCCCAAGGGCACACGUGCCGAUUCCUCCAACUACAUGCCUCAGGUCUUCUGGAAUGCCGGCUGUCAGAUGGUCUCCCUGAACUUCCAAACGUCCGAUUUGCCCAUGCAACUGAACCAGGGUAAAUUUGAGUACAACGGUGGCUGUGGCUAUUUGCUGAAACCCGACUUCAUGCGUCGCUCGGACAAGGACUUCGAUCCCUUCGCCGACGCUCCAGUGGAUGGUGUGAUUGCUGCCCAGUGUUCGGUGAAAAUCAUUGCCGGUCAAUUCUUGUCGGACAAGAAGGUCGGCACCUAUGUUGAAGUCGAUAUGUUUGGUCUUCCCUCCGAUACAGUGAAAAAGGAAUUCCGUACCCGCUUGGUGCCCAACAACGGUCUCAACCCUGUCUACAAUGAGGAUCCCUUCGUAUUCCGUAAGGUUGUCUUGCCCGAUCUGGCUGUGUUACGUUUCGGUGUCUAUGAAGAGAGCGGCAAAAUGAUUGGUCAACGCAUCUUGCCCAUGGAUGGUCUGCAGGCGGGCUAUCGCCAUGUGUCGCUGCGUACCGAAGCCAACUUCCCCAUGUCCUUGCCCAUGUUGUUUGUCCAGAUUGAAUUGAAGAUCUAUGUACCCGAUGGCUUUGAAGACUUCAUGGCCAUGCUGUCGGAUCCCAGAGGUUUUGCCGGUGCCGCCCAAAAGCAGAAUGAACAACUGAAGGGCUUGGGCAUUGAAGAGCAGAGUAGUGGUGCCGCUAAAGAUGCUGGCAAAUCGAAGGAGGAAGAGAAGAAAGAAGCACCUUUGGUCUUUGAGCCGGUCACAUUGGAAUCUCUGCGCAGUGAGAAGGGCUUCCAGAAGGUGGCCAAGAAACAAAACAAGGAAUUGGAUACCCUGAAGAAGAAGCAUACCAAGGAGCGCAUGGCAGUGCAGAAGACCCAAAAUGCCGCCAUCGAUAAGUUGAUCAAGGGAAAGAGCAAGGAUGAGAUCCGCAAUGACUCGGCCAUCAAGAAUGCCAUUGCCGAACAAACCAAACAAUGGACUGAAAUGAUCGCCAAACACAAGAAGGAGGAGUGGGAUCUCUUGCGCCAGCACGUGCAAGAUUCCCAAGAAGCCAUGAAGGCUCUCAUGCUGACCGUACAGGCCUCCCAGAUCAAGCAAUUGGAGGAGAGACAUGCAAGAGAUGUCAAGGACUUGAAUGCCAAGCAGGCCAAGACUUCCGCCGAUACCGCUAAAGAGGUACAAAACGACAAAACCCUAAAGACUAAAAACGAAAAGGAUCGUCGUCUAAGAGAGAAAAGACAGAAUAACAUCAAACGCUUCAUGGAAGAGAAAAAGCAAAUCGGUGUAAAACAAGGCCGUGCCAUGGAAAAAUUAAAAAUGGCCCAUAGCAAACAAGUCGAGGAAUUUAGUACUGAUGUACAAAAGGUACUAAACGACACACUGCCGCAGAACGACACAGUAGCAAAGUAGAUCUGCCUCUAUCUCUUAGAUAUGUACAAAGUGGAAGAAGAAGCCUAUAAACUUCACGGAAAAUCAGAAUUCUAUGCCUAGGAUUUGCCAACUGAGGAUAUCCAACAGAAUACGCCAAAACAACAAUAAUAUUAUAUUUUCAAACAGAACAGAGUUGCAGUUUUAUAAUAUUUCACAACAGCGGGGACUCAUGCAUGCAAAAAAAAACCAAACGGAGAGUAUUUUUCUAUUCCAGAGAGAGAAAGAGAGGAGAGCAACAUUUUGGUUAUUAUUGUUCUUUCCUUUGCAAAAGGUAAACAAAAACAUUUGGCUUGACACCCAAACCAAACCAAAACAAACAAACCAACAAACAAAAAUGCAAUCGAAAUAUUAAUUUCUAAGAGAACAAUGUUUAAGAAAAAUAUUAAAUAUAUAAGUUAAACAGUAAAUGAAAAAGAAAUAAUUUAUUUAAUAUCAAUAAGUUUAAUGAAAUAUUAAAAUAGCCAUAAGGAAAGUUAAAAUAAGUUUAACAAAGAGAAAGAAAAAAUAAUAAAUAAUAAUAAUGAUAGAUAUUUAUUAAACAAAAAAGAAACUUAAAUUAAACUGUUAAUAUUUAAAAAUUAAACUAUAAACAAAAUAAAUAUUUAUUAUAAAACAAAUGAAAACAAAAACAACCACAACAACAAAUAGUUUGUAUUUUUCAAUAUUAACAGGCUAACAGAGAUAAAAAAACAUGAAAAUUCCAAACAAAUAUACACCGAUUAUACAAAAUUAAAAAUAUUUAUAUGAACAUAAAUAAUAAAAAUAAUGAAUAAAUCUAAGCAAGGAAUCUAGUCAAAUUUAUAAUAAUAAUAACAAUGA
Molecule: messenger RNA, 5479 nt
Organism: Musca domestica (house fly)
Lineage: Eukaryota; Metazoa; Arthropoda; Insecta; Diptera; Muscidae
Gene: norpA
Product: 1-phosphatidylinositol 4,5-bisphosphate phosphodiesterase
Exons: 17
Coding region: 1376-4639 (1087 amino acids)
Biological process (GO): phosphatidylinositol-mediated signaling; lipid metabolic process
Molecular function (GO): phosphatidylinositol-4,5-bisphosphate phospholipase C activity; calcium ion binding
Source: RefSeq, a predicted model, not a curated record